CCGUAUUGAGGUUAAAGGGACGUCAACAUCAACAUUUACCUCCUCAAACCAAUAACUCGAAAGCUGAGAGAAUUUGAGCCCAGGUCUAUGUUUGCUUAUAAUGAUCUGUUUUGUUGGAUCAUAUAAUAUCAGCAAACAUGUACGAAGCAUACGAGUGCUCGCAGUUACUAAAAUUAAGUGUACAAAUCGAAUGUAUUGCUGCUUACGAUGACAAUCUUCUGGUGGGCACAAAAGUUGGGCAUUUGCUCAUGUAUAGCAUAUCCAGUCGUUAUUCUGAUAAUAAAAAUGAAGUGCAUCUGCUUCGAUACAACAGAACAUUUAGCAAGAAACCUAUUCAACAACUGGCGGUUGUUCAAGAACAUCAACUUCUUAUCAGUUUGUCAGAUAAUAUUAUAUGUGUCCAUGACAUAGCAGCUAUCAAUUUCCCUACAAUAUGUACUGUUCCUGAGACCAAAGGUGCCACACUGUUUUCGGUGGAUAUUAAAAGAACCGUUACACAGUCUGGAAAAACGUCAGUUAUUGUUCGCAUGUGUGUGGUAGUAAAAAGAAAGUUACUUCUUUUCUACUGGAAGAAUGGAUCAUUUCAUCCUUUAAUGGAAGAACUUUCAAUGCCUGAUACUCCUAAAGCCUUGGCAUGGAUCAAAGAAACAAUAUGUGUUGGUUUCAAAGGCGACAGUGUAUAUAUGUUAUACCAUCUCAACCGAGAUUCGAAAAAAGAUAACAGUCAGACGCCGCUCUGCCCUCCUGGAAAUCGCCCUCCCAGUGUUCUUGAAAUGAAUGACGAAAUUUUUAUCUUAGGGAAAGAUAAUUCUUCCAUAUUUGUUGGUACUGACGGAGAAGCUGCCAGUUUGAAGCAAAUGAAGUGGGAAAGUGUUCCAAAAGAUUUAGUCUACGAUGAGCCUUACAUUGUGGCACUUUUUCCGGACUCUCUUGAAAUAAGAACAGUGGAGCCAUCACUUAUUGUACAAAUGCAAAAAGUGAAGGAUCCAAGGAUUAUCAUAAGAUGCAGAUCUGGAUUAUUGUAUGUUGCUUCUGAUGAGCAUGUCUGGUGUCUUCAAAAUGUUACAUGGAGCAGACAAAUCCAUUUUCUGCUUGAACAGAAACAGUUUCAACUGGCUCUAAAGAUUGCAAACAUAUCUGAUGAACCAUCAGAGGACAAAGCUAGAAAUGUCCAUCAGAUUCAGACAUUGUAUGCCUAUGAUUUAUUUAAUAAAAAGCAGUUCAAAGAAUCUAUGGAGCAAUUUCUCAAGCUUGAAACUGAUCCCACUGAAGUUAUCAAACUUUUUCCUAAUUUACUGCCUCAACAAGCCCGUACAAGGCCUGCAGUAGAUGCUGUUGUCCAAUUAGCUGAUAUGGACUUGGAAAGUGGACUACUUGCUUUAAUAGAAUAUCUAACUAAAGUAAGACUCAGCAAGAAAGCUGAAAAGGAGAGAAAAGAUAAAGAACAGGCAGAAAGGGACACUAAAAGAAAGUUGGGGAAAUUGACUCUAGUAGUAGAAAAAGAAAUAGACACAGAGAGUGCAAACCAUGAUAAGUUCAGCAAAGCAACAGAACAACUUUUCCAGAUAAUUGAUACAACUUUGCUCAAAUGUUACCUCCAGACAAAUGAUGCAUUUGUUGCACCACUUAUACGGCUGAACCAUUGUCAUUUGGGGGAAGCUGAAAAAAUGCUCAAGAAACAUGAAAAGAAUAGUGAAUUAAUAAUUCUGUACCAGACCAAAGGACUUCAUAAAAAAGCUUUAGAGCUGCUACAAAAGCAAUCCACUCAACAGGAUCCUUCAUUACAAGGGCACUAUCGAACAGUUUUGUACCUUCAAAAUCUAGGAAGGGAUUAUAUAGAACUUAUCUUUCAAUUUGCUGGUUGGGUUCUAGAACAGCACCCUACAGAUGGACUGAGUAUUUUUAUAGAAGAUAUGCCAGAGGUAGAAGGCUUACCUCGGCCAAAAGUUCUUGAUUUUCUCUUGCGCCUACAUAAAAGUCUAGUCAUACCUUAUCUUGAGCAUGUGAUUCAUGUAUGGAAGGAUGAAUCUACUAUUUUACAUGAUGCCUUGGUGCAUCAAUACAGAGAACAGGCUGCAACUCUCCUUGCUGGUGGUAAAUUGGCAGAAGGAAAAGUUGUACGAGCCAAACUUUUAUCUUUCUUGGAAAGCUCAAAUAAUUAUUCUCCUGAAAAUGCUUUGGUUCAAUUUCCAUAUGACAGCAUGUUUGAAGAGAGAGCUGUCAUCCUUGGGAAGCUUGGGAAACAUGAGCAAGUAUUGUCAAUAUAUGUAAUGAUGCUUGGCAAUGUCAGUCAGGCUAUCAAGUACUGCCAUGAUGUGUACCGUAGUGAGAGGGAGGGUGCAGAUGAAGUUUAUGUUUUGCUUAUUAAAAUGUUGAUAAGUCCACCGGAUAGUUGGUUAAGAGGAGUUCCUGUAUCUCCUGCCACUUCAAAGCCAGAUCUGGAAACAGCUCUCAGUUUAUUAGAGGAGCAUGCAUCAAAGAUCCAUCCUAUUCAGGCAUUAGAAGUGUUACCAGAUACAGUACCAAUAUGUCGCAUUCGCCAUUUUCUUGAAUCAAGCCUUCAAAAGCAACUAAAUGAAAGACGGCGUAUCCUUGUUCUCAAGAGUUUGACGGUUGCUGAAAACCUACAAGUCCAAGAACAAAGAAUGCAUUAUGAAUCUCAAAGCAUAAAGAUGACUGAGUUAAAUGUCUGUUCUGUGUGCAAGAAACGAUUUGGAAAUCAGAGUGCAUUUGCUCUUUAUCCAGACGGAGAUGUUGUCCACUUUUCUUGUCAAGAUCGUAAAGCACAGCAGUGAUUUGCAUUUUGGAAUAGUGUAAUGGCCUAUCAAACUAUCCCUGCAUUCAAGCACUAAGCACUGAAGUGAGGGAAACAUUGCAGUUAAGCAAAUUCCUGCUGUUGCUUCUGACUCUACUACAUUUGUUAAUAAAAACUGACCUGUAUUAUUCCAUUAAAAUCACCUUCACUUCAACAACUGUGACACAAAUCUCAAAUAGUAAACUUUGUGUAAAGUAUGUGCUUUUCAUUUGACAUUAUCAUUUGAUGUUAUUUCUGUUGUUGUUUUCUGGUUUAUACAAAAUGUUUUUUAUCUACUAUUCUCUAUGCUUUAUAUACGACAAUUUAUAGACUGUCAGUCAGGAGUCUUUUCAGUUGUGGUGAUUUUGUCUGUGAUAUAUUUUUAAAGUUGACAUGUUAUGUUAUUGCAAUCUUGAUACAUAGUAUAAGAGUUGAACUAAAUUUUCUUAAUUUGAUUUUACAACUUUGAAGAUUUCUAUGUUUGAUACCUUUCAUCCCUAGAAUAAAUUUGUUGAAUACUUACUUGGGUACUGGCCCUCUCAUUGCUGUUCUCUCUCAGUUAUCAGUUGCAAGUGCUUUAUGCCUGAGAGUGUGUUAGCAAUGUCUGUACCCAUCAAAUUCGCCAAUGACUGAUUGUGAAAUACAACUGUGUUGUGUGCAUGCAUUUUGCUAUUUUUGCUAGCUUUGCUGUUUUUUUGGAUUGAGUAAGUUCAACUUCUCUAUCCAGACACCACCUUGAUUUAAUCUGGUACAUUAUUGUAUUGUGUUGAUCAUCUAUUUUUGAUAUUCGUUAACUGGGUAAUUUACAAGCCCUUGCGUAUUAUACCUUGUGUCAUAUUGUUCACUAUAUUCUCUUGCUUUGUGUGAAAUACACAGACAAAGUGUC
Messenger RNA from Frankliniella occidentalis (western flower thrips), 3680 nucleotides. RefSeq names its product vam6/Vps39-like protein (gene Vps39). The coding region runs from base 138 to 2795 and encodes 885 amino acids. Gene Ontology annotation, cellular component: cytoplasm; membrane. The record is from RefSeq and is a predicted model, not a curated record. NCBI's taxonomy places the organism in Eukaryota, Metazoa, Arthropoda, Insecta, Thysanoptera, Thripidae. The transcript has 18 exons. Gene Ontology annotation, biological process: vesicle-mediated transport; endosomal vesicle fusion; intracellular protein transport.